This is a messenger RNA of Daucus carota subsp. sativus, 969 nucleotides long. RefSeq lists its product as uncharacterized. Gene Ontology annotation, cellular component: nucleolus. The transcript is spliced from 5 exons. Lineage: Eukaryota; Viridiplantae; Streptophyta; Magnoliopsida; Apiales; Apiaceae. The record is from RefSeq and is a predicted model, not a curated record. Gene Ontology annotation, biological process: maturation of SSU-rRNA from tricistronic rRNA transcript (SSU-rRNA, 5.8S rRNA, LSU-rRNA). Bases 119 to 679 code for a protein of 186 amino acids.
UAUCGGGCAAACCCCGAAUCUGUUAAAACCCGGCUAUUCCUUUCUUGCCCCGACCCGACUCUUGCACUCUUGUUCUUUCAAAACCCUAGCUACCCAAUUCAGUUCCACCCAAAUUCAGAUGAAUAAGAAUUCGGAUAAGAGAUCGGAAAUGUCGAGAAAGAAGCAGGGGCGUAAAGAGGCGGCGUCUUCAAGUUCUAUGGAUCUAUCAAGCCCGGAUACGGAUAUUAGGUCUAUUAUGAGAGACAUUGAGUCUUUUGUUAGCUCGAAACAUAUGACAUGGAAAGAGAAGAAGGAGUUGGAGAACAAGAAAGUUGUUUCUCUGGGUGGAAAGCCUGUAAAGAAGCAGAGGUUGCCUCUAAGUGUAGCACGAGUGCAAAUGAAGAAGCAGAAACAAAGAGAGCAGAAAAUGCUACAGGAGAGUGCAAUACUUGGACGAUUUGGAACCAGGUUUAAUGGUGAAAAACGAUCAGUGGAUAAGCGCAGGCCCGAGGACCGUGUGUUGAAGUCAACUGCAGGGAAUUUCAGAAAUGGUAUACUUGAUGUUAAACAUAUGCUGAAACCUGCUCCCUCUGCAUCUAGAGAUGGUGAUGGUGGUAGCCAUGGAGGCGGUAAAGUUCCGAAAAGAAAGGGUGGUAAAAAGAACAAAGGGAAGAAGGGUGGUGGACGGAAGCGCCAUUAAAAUCAGAUUAAUAAGAUUUUUCUACGAGGGGAUCUAAAAUUUACUAGUACCAUUAAAGGGACCUUUAAAAAGACGGGGCCUUUUUUCCUUCCUAUGAGUAUAUUCCUUGUGGGACAGGUAAUCACAUUUUUGUAAUCUGGAGUCAAUAUAUAACCUCAUACCGGUUGUACUUUGUUUUCUGUAUUAGUAGUUACCUUAAAUUUUUGGUAGUGCACCUGUGAAAGCAAAUUGUGUGAAGCUCGUUAUUCUGCUGGAAUUGGCAUUUAUUAUGAUGAUUGUUGUAAUGGGUA